AGGCCAGAAUGAAGUUCAUAUCUUCAGGUUGUUUGACAGGAUCUCCUCAAACUCAAGGACAGAGUUUGGUGCUCUUAUUUGAAGUUUCCUUUUUUAACCAUCAAUAAAAAGUCUUUCUGCUGUUUGUCUUUCAGACCUGCUGCAGGAUUCUGUUGGAAAAGAGGAGGAUUUCUCUGACCAGCAGCUCUGUGGACAGGAGAGGAAAUCCAGUUUGGACCAAGAGGAACCAGAAGCUCUGCAGAUAAAAGAAGAGCAGAAAGAACCAGAGCAUCCCUGGAUAAAAGAGGAAACCAUGGAGCUCCCCAUAGAUCGCCUGCAGAAUUCUGUUGGAAAAGAGGAAGUUUCCUCUGACCAGCAGCUCUGUGGACAGGAGAGGAAUUCCAGUUUGGGACAAGAGGAACCAGAAGCUCUGCAGAUAAAAGAAGAGCAGCGAUCCCCAGAACAUCCCUGGACAAAAGAGGAAACCACAGAGCUCCCCAUUAGUGAGCAUGAAGAGCAGCUUGUUCUGAAGCAGCAGACUGAAGAGAAAGCUUUCCCAUGUUCGACAUGUGGAGAAAACUUUCUGAAAAAAGAACAUUUAAUGGUUCACAUGAGAACUCACACUGGUCAAGAGAUUUAUAAAUGUCGGUCCUGUGGAAACAUUUUCACAAAGAAAUCUAAACUUGAUAGGCACAUGAGAAUUCACACAGGGGAGAAACCCUUUUCCUGUACGAUUUGUAAUAAGAAUUUUACUCAAAAGAGUAAUUUGACUUCUCACAUGAGAACUCACACAGGUGAGAAACCUUUUGCCUGUAAGAUUUGUAAGAAGAAGUUUACUCAAAAGAGUAAUUUGACUUUUCACAUGAGAACUCACACAGGUGAGAAGAUUUAUGAAUGUCUGUUCUGUGGAAAAAUGUUCACAAUGAAAUCUAGUCUUGAUAGACACAUCAGACUUCACACAGGUGAGAAGCCUUUUUCUUGUACGGUUUGUAAAAACAAUUUUACUGACAAGAGUAGUUUGACUUCUCACAUGAGAAUUCACAAAGAUGAGAAGCCUUUUAAAUGUCUGUUCUGUGGAAAAAGCUUCACUAAGAAAUCUCAUCUUGAUUCACACAUCAGAGUUCAUACAGGUGAGAAACCCUUUUCUUGUACCGUUUGUAACAGGAGUUUUACUGUAAAAAGUAAUUUAACAAAACACAUGAGAACUCACAAAGGUGAGAAGCUGUUCUAAAGGAUUUGUAACAAAGGUUUUAAACAAGAAGGUAAUUAAGUGUUCAGAUGACAUUUAUUCAUACAUGAUGUGGAAUGAUUUAUA
Cyprinodon variegatus (sheepshead minnow) is the source of this 1294-nucleotide messenger RNA. RefSeq names its product gastrula zinc finger protein XlCGF8.2DB-like. The record is from RefSeq and is a predicted model, not a curated record. Gene Ontology annotation, cellular component: nucleus. Lineage: Eukaryota; Metazoa; Chordata; Actinopteri; Cyprinodontiformes; Cyprinodontidae. Bases 293 to 1210 code for a protein of 305 amino acids. The transcript is spliced from 2 exons.